GCCAUAGAAGCGUGAAGUGAGAAAAUCGAAGUUUAUUUUUUCACUUAAAAAAAAGGAGUUAAGAACAUUGCUGAAAAUGAAAACGUUAGCGCUAUGUACGAUCUUGCUUUUUGCUUUGGUUGUUGUUCAAUCAAAGCCAUUAAGCUCAGAGCUACCUCAUAGCCGAGAAUUUUAUGCUGGGUAUAUUAAAGCAAUUACAGACAAUUUUGACCAGCUUUUUGAAAGUGACCGCCAAACUAGAAGCACAAAAGAUGAGGAUGAAUCUUUGAAAACAUCCCACGAAGUAAACGAAAAACCUGUUCACAAAGUUGAUAAGAGAGCUGAAAUAUCAAACCAAGAAGAUAACAAUAUUAACAAGAGAGACAAAGAAAAUUUUAAAAACACUGGCGAAUCAUUAAAAAAAAGACAUAUUCAAGACAAAGUUGACGAAGAUUCGGAUAUUCAAAAGCGCGACACAGUUCCUGAAAGUAAUGGGGAAAACACAGCAAACAAUUUGAUUGCAGAAAAGCGUAACGAUAUAAAAAACUUAACUGAACAAACUGAUAACGAUAAUAUAAAAACUGAAUUUGAAAAUUCCAAUCAGUAUGAUGUUAGAAAUGACGUUGACACAGACAACAAUAAAAUUGACGCAGACAACAACAAAGUUGGCCUGGAAACUAACUACAUUAGUGACAAGACAACAGAUCAACAAGAUGACAACAGUGUUAAAAAAUAUUUUGUGGAUGAUGUAGAUCAUGCUAGUGUUAAUGAUGAAAAAACAACCAAUCAGGAAUCAGAUUAUGCAAGUGGAGCCGAUCCUGAAGAUAGCAACAUUAAUGAGAAAAAGAUACCUGAUUUAGAUUUUAAAGAAAAUCUUAAUUCACAAAAUGACAAAAAAGAAAAAAGUAUUCGUAAGAAGGUUGAAAAAAAGUUGCCCGGUAAAAAGUUAAAAAAUCAGAAAUCAAAACAAAUAUUUCAAGACUGGGAAGAAGAUGAAAACAACGCACAUCUUAAAUCUGAUGGACCUAUUACUGAACAAAACUUAGAAGAUGACGAAUAUUCAUCAUCAUUUAGCGAAAGAAAACACCUUAUAGAUGAACCCGAUAAUAUAAUGUUUCAGCAACGAAGUUUUUCUCCAACUUUAUUUGGGUACCGUAUUUUGCGUUCUCCUAUCAAUCCAGUAGGAGCUGAAAUGGCUUUUACGCGAUUUAACUCUUUUUCACCAAUUAAUAGCUUCACACCAUAUAGUGCAAUUGCAAUGCAAAACUAUUUGUUUCCAACAAACAGUCGAGAUGGCAUGCUUAUACCCGUCACACGUGGAAUUGCACGAGAAAUAAUUACAAAAAGAGAUGGCAAUAAUAACAACAACAAUUGUUGCUGUCAGUGUUGCUGCCCAUGUUGUCAUCACACUUGUUCUCACCAGGAUUGUCAUGAUUGUUGUCAUUGUCACCAUGAUGUUCACCAUCACGACUGCUGUCAUCACCAUCACGUUAAACACUGCCACCCUACAAUACAUCACACUUAUCAUGAGCAUCACCAUGAUCAUUGUCAUCCGUGUCACCACCAUGAAUCCCAUUGUCAUCACCCUUGUGAAUGCAAACAUGUUCACCAUCACGAACCUUGCUGUCAUGAUUGUAACCAUGAAUGCCAUCACGAUUGCGAUCAUCAUGAUUGCUGUCCUUUCUAUUGUGGUCAUCACGAAUACGGUCACCUAGAUGAUGGAUGUCAUAACUGUUUAAACCAGCAUGAUUACCAUGGAGCCUACAAUUGCGCUCCAGAGCAUUAUUGUGGUGGGUAUCAACCACAUUACCAACACCAAUCGUGUGGUUGCAAUCAUGGUUAUCAACCCGCAAUUCAUAUUAUAGGAAAUGUUGAUGGAACAUACGGAGGACAUGGAGGUUAUUUAAGAAGAAAACGAGGAUUAAAAAAAUGAACAUUUUUUUAAAUAUUAUAAUAAUAUUAUAUUAUAAAACAAGUUUAUGUUUAUUUUUGAAACAAAAAGAUUAAAGUUAAAUUAUUAAAA
Messenger RNA from Hydra vulgaris (swiftwater hydra), 2002 nucleotides. Its product is annotated as GATA zinc finger domain-containing protein 15. NCBI's taxonomy places the organism in Eukaryota, Metazoa, Cnidaria, Hydrozoa, Anthoathecata, Hydridae. The record is from RefSeq and is a predicted model, not a curated record.